This is a messenger RNA of Eruca vesicaria subsp. sativa (arugula), 1536 nucleotides long. Lineage: Eukaryota; Viridiplantae; Streptophyta; Magnoliopsida; Brassicales; Brassicaceae. The record is from the annotation of a GenBank genome assembly.
CUAGAUUCUGAUUAAAACCAUCUCUGUUUUUUAAACAAUGGUGGAGCAGACAAAGAAGAGAUUCAUUACAAGCGAUGAUCUGAAAAAACACAACCAACCAGGAGAUUUAUGGAUCUCCAUCCAAGGCAAAGUCUACGACGUCUCCCACUGGGUCAAAUCCCACCCCGGAGGCGAAGCAGCGAUCCUAAACCUCGCGGGCCAAGACGUCACCGACGCCUUCAUCGCUUACCAUCCGGGAACCGCAUGGCACCACCUCGAAAAGCUUCACAACGGUUACCACGUGAAAGACUUCCACGUGUCCCACGUGUCACGUGACUACCGUCGUUUAGCCGCGGAGUUCUCCAAACGCGGACUCUUCGAUAAAAAAGGUCACGUGACUCUUUACACGCUCACGUGCGUCGCGGUGAUGCUCGCGGCUGUUGUCUACGGUGUUGUUGCAUGCACGAGCAUCUGGGCCCACCUUGUAUCCGCUGUUUUACUAGGUCUCCUCUGGAUACAGAGCGCUUACGUGGGACAUGACUCUGGUCAUUACAACGUGACGUCGACGAAACCGUGUAAUAAACUAGUCCAGCUUUUGUCUGGUAACUGCAUCACCGGAAUAUCGAUCGCGUGGUGGAAAUGGACUCAUAACGCUCAUCACAUCUCUUGUAACAGCCUUGACCAUGAUCCUGAUCUCCAACACAUCCCUGUCUUUGCCGUCUCCAACAAGUUCUUUAAGUCGAUGACGUCACGUUUCUAUGGAAGGAGGUUAACGUUUGAUCCUCUGGCUCGGUUCUUUAUCAGUUACCAACACUGGUCGUUUUAUCCUGUGAUGUGUGUCGGAAGAAUCAAUCUCUUUAUCCAAACGUUUCUUUUGUUAUUCUCGAGACGUCACGUUCCUGAUAGAGCCUUGAACAUAGCUGGGAUUCUUGUUUUCUGGACAUGGUUCCCUCUUUUGGUUUCGUUCCUACCAAACUGGCAAGAGAGGGUCAUCUUUGUCUUUUUAAGCAUGGCUGUCACGGCGAUUCAACACGUUCAGUUUUGUCUAAACCAUUUUGCUGCUGAUGUGUACACCGGUCCGCCUAAUGGUAACGAUUGGUUUGAGAAGCAAACAGCUGGUACGCUUGAUAUAUCGUGUAGGUCGUAUAUGGAUUGGUUCUUUGGCGGGUUGCAGUUUCAGUUAGAGCAUCAUUUGUUCCCUAGGCUACCGCGUUGCCAUCUGAGGGGAGUUUCUCCGGUGGUUCAGGAGCUUUGUAAGAAGCAUAAUCUACCGUAUAGGAGUCUUUCUUGGUGGGAGGCUAAUGUGUGGACGAUUAGGACUCUGAGGAAAGCAGCGGUUCAAGCUAGAGAUGUGACUAAUCCUGUGUUGGAGAAUUUGCUUUGGGAAGCUCUGAAUACUCAUGGCUAGAAAAAAAAACAGAACACACACAACAGUUUUGUUUGAUUUAGUAUGGUUAUGGUGUUUAAUUUCGUUUGUGCGGUACUUUUUCUAAUGGAAGAUGUGUGUUAGUUUUGGUUUUUGAUGUCAUCAUAACUUGAUCUCAUAAAUAUAUGCUC